Messenger RNA from Hemisphaericaspora subhashii, 810 nucleotides. RefSeq names its product carboxymethylenebutenolidase. NCBI's taxonomy places the organism in Eukaryota, Fungi, Ascomycota, Pichiomycetes, Serinales, Debaryomycetaceae. The record is from RefSeq and is a predicted model, not a curated record. Bases 1 to 810 code for a protein of 269 amino acids. The transcript has a single exon. Gene Ontology annotation, molecular function: hydrolase activity.
AUGUUAAUUGAAGAAUCAUAUCAUGACGUCAAGACGUCCUACGGAACUACCAUGCGUAUCUUUACUUACACUCCAAAAAUUCCAAAUUUCCCAAAAGUUAAAUUCCCUGGUGUGAUUGUUUAUUCUGAAAUUUAUCAAGUCACUGGACCAGUCACCAGAUUUGCCAAGGACAUUGCUGGUCAAGGUUUUAUCGUUGCUUGUCCAUCUAUUUAUCAUAAUUUCGAAGGUCCGGAACCGUUGGCUUAUGACGAUGAAGGUACCGACAAUGGUAACAAAUAUAAGAUUGAAAAGGAAUUGAAAUCAUAUGAUGAAGAUAAUUCUUUAGCAAUUGAGUAUUUAUUAUCGUUACCAAAUUGUAAUGGAAAGAUUGGUGCAACUGGUAUGUGUCUUGGAGGUCACUUGGCUUUCCGUGCUUCUUUAGAUCCAAGAGUCAGUGCUGCCGUCUGCUUCUUUGCAACCGACAUUCAUAUCCAUGCUCUUGGAAAGGGUAAAAAUGAUGACUCUUUAAAGAGAUGUGGUGAAAUCAAGGGUGAAAUUAUCAUGAUCUUUGGUUGUAAAGACAACCAUGUUCCUUUGGAAGGUAGGGAUUUAAUUAGAAGUGAAUUAAGAGCAAAGAAUGUUGCCAUGACUUUUAUUGAAAUCAAUGAUGCUCAACAUGCUUUUGUUAGAGAUGAAAUGAGUAAAGGAAGAUAUGAUCCUGCCAUUACCAAGAACUGUUUCGAAUGGCUCCUCGAGUUAUUCAAUCGUAAAUUGAAGUUGGAAUAUGGUGAUCAUGAUGGUCAACCAGUUGUCAUUCAAGAUAUCUGUUAA